This is a messenger RNA of Mauremys reevesii (Reeves's turtle), 3490 nucleotides long. It is a transcript of the gene INPP5B, whose product is annotated as inositol polyphosphate-5-phosphatase B. The transcript has 21 exons. Gene Ontology annotation, cellular component: cytosol; membrane. The coding region runs from base 473 to 3217 and encodes 914 amino acids. Gene Ontology annotation, biological process: signal transduction; phosphatidylinositol dephosphorylation. The record is from RefSeq and is a predicted model, not a curated record. NCBI's taxonomy places the organism in Eukaryota, Metazoa, Chordata, Testudines, Geoemydidae. Gene Ontology annotation, molecular function: inositol-1,4,5-trisphosphate 5-phosphatase activity; phosphatidylinositol-4,5-bisphosphate 5-phosphatase activity.
CAGGAGACCCUGGCGGAUGGACAGACCUGCCUGAUCAUAUCCUUUGCAUCAGUGUUUCUUUGUAGAUAAGUGAACGUGGCAUGGAAUUACCAGGGAAAUCACACUCCUUUGUCCCCCAUUUCUGCCUCUCUGAGUUACUGAGCAUCAGUGGAGACAGGAUCAUUACCUGUAGGCCAUCUGUUAAUCCAAAACAACCUGUAUGGCCCAGUCCUUUUCAUGGCACACUGGCCUGGGUGCUGUGCUAAUAUUGGCCCAAAUUCUAGGGUCCCUAAUUGAUCCAAAAACCCUUCCCCUGACACCUUUCAUCCGAAACACCAGUCAUGCUUUACAACUCCAUGCAUGGCUGGGGCAGAGUGGAACUGGACCACUCCGCCCACCACCGCAGGUGGAAGAGAGUCUUUCUCAAGAGGCGAGUGACAACACACAAUGGCCCAGGACAGAGACUGGUGGGAGGAUCCAGGGUUGAGCUGAAAUGGCAGGAGGAAUUUUAAGGAGGCAGAACACCUGGCUCCUAACUGAUUCUGGAUGUGAAUGGAGGCUCCAGAAGGAAGCCCAGAGGCUGAGCAGCUGGUGGCUGCUGCAGGUUCAGAGAAAGAGAGAGAGAGCUCAGCGUCCUGCCUUUCUGGCUGCUCUAGAGGAUUUGUGUCUCUGUUGGCCAUUCCUUGACCGUGAGCUGUAUGCGGUACAGGGUAUCCUGGCCAGCGAGGAGAGUGUGGAGAGCCGGCUUCUGGGCCUCGUGCGGACCCAUGGAGAGCAUGCGCUCUUCCUGUACACUCAUCGGCGAAUGGCUAUAACAGCUGAGGAUGUCUGCUUGGAGAGAGUUGUGCCCAUCACAGAAGGAUUUGCAGCAGAAGAAGUUACACCUGACAGUGACCUUCAUAUCAUUGGUUCUGAUGUGACUGUCCGGAUAAGCUCGGAAGAUGCUCAGCUGGUGGUGCGAUUGCCUUUUGGGUCCCAUACACGCAUGUUCCUACAGGAGAUCAGCAGGUGCCGCCCAGCAGUUGUGGGGUCUGAAGACAUCAAUGAGAAUGAAAACAAUCUCGUAGUUAAUCAUAGCUGGAGCCAUAACAGUGAUAAUAAAGCUACCCCUAGACAGAGUAAAUCCAAGAUGGAUGUAACCACUGAGAUGGUGCGAUCCUCUAGCGGGAUGGUUACAGACAACGCUUGUAUCUUAUCAGAGCAGAAUUUUGGGCUAAGAGAUACUAUAGUUAAAUCUCAACUGGUACUGAAAGAGGAUUCCUAUACCUAUCUCCAGAAUUUCAGGUUUUUUAUUGGAACGUACAAUGUGAAUGGCCAGUCGCCCAAAGAGAGCCUCCUGCCUUGGCUGAGCCGUGAUGCUGAGCCUCCGGAUGUUUACUGUGUUGGCUUCCAGGAGCUCGAUCUGAGUAAAGAAGCCUUCUUUUUCAAUGACACACCGAAGGAGGAAGAAUGGUUCAAAGCUGUAACUGAUAGUCUUCACCCAGACGCCAAAUAUGCAAAGGUGAAGCUUGUACGACUUGUUGGGAUGAUGCUGCUGUUAUACGUGAAGGCAGACCAUGCUCUGAAUAUCUCCGAGGUGGAAACUGAGACAGUGGGGACUGGAAUCAUGGGGCGAAUGGGUAACAAAGGUGGAGUUGCUAUACGGUUCAAGUUCCACAACACCAGCGUGUGCAUUGUGAACUCUCACCUCGCAGCUCAUACAGAGGAGUACGAGCGGAGGAACCAAGACUUCAAAGACAUCUGCUCUCGGAUGCAGUUCUGCCAGUCGGAUCCAAACUUGCCACCCCUUACUAUAAACAAACACGAUGUCAUCCUGUGGCUUGGGGACCUCAACUACAGGUUAGAGCCGCUGGGGUUGGAAAAGAUGAAGAUGCACAUUGAAAAGGAGGAGUUUCAAGAUCUUUAUCAAUAUGACCAGUUGAAGAAGCAGAUGGACGCGAAGGCUGUCUUUGAUGGCUUUACAGAGGGAAAGAUUACCUUCCAGCCAACCUACAAAUAUGACACUGGCUGUGAUGACUGGGACACUAGUGAGAAGUGUCGUGCCCCAGCAUGGUGUGAUCGGAUCCUCUGGAAAGGGAAGAAUAUUUCUCAGCUGAGCUAUCGCAGCCACAUGACUUUGAAAAACAGUGACCAUAAGCCAGUGAGCUCCAUUUUUGACAUUGGGGUGAAGGUUGUGAAUGAGGAGCUGUACCGAAAAGCCUUUGAGGAAAUAGUGCGCUCAUUGGAUAAAAUGGAGAAUGCCAGCAUCCCGUCGGUGAUCCUUUCCCAGAGGGAGUUCUUCUUCGAGGAUGUGAAGUACAUGCAGCUGCAGGUGGAGACCUUUACUAUCCGUAAUGGACAAGUGCCUUGCCAGUUUGAAUUCAUCAACAAACUGGAUGAAGACAACUACUGCAAAGAGUGGCUGAUUGCAAACCCCAGUAAGGGCUUUCUGUUACCAGAUUCUGAAAUGACUAUCGAAUUGGAACUGUUUGUUAAUAAAUCAACAGCUACACGUUUGAACUCCGGGGAAGAGAAACUCGAAGACAUUCUGAUUUUGCACCUUGACAGGGGGAAGGAUUAUUUCCUGUCUGUGAUGGGAAAUUACCUGCCCAGCUGCUUUGGGUCUCCAAUCCAGACACUGUGUUACAUGAGAGAACCUAUCCGGGACAUGUCAGCAGAGUCCAUUCGAGAACUGACCCUGCUGCCGCUACAGAUGAGUGAUGACAUUUUUCGGGAUGAGAAGCCCCUGGACAUCCCCAAAGAGCUGUGGAUGAUGGUGGAUCAUCUGUACCGCAAUGCUUCCCAGCAGGAAGACCUGUUUCAGCAACCAGGCCUAAGAUCUGAAUUUGAGCAGAUCCGAGACUGCUUGGAUACAGCAAUGCUCGAUACACUCCUCGGCAGCAACCAUUCAGUAGCUGAGGCCCUGCUGUUGUUCCUGGAAAGCCUGCCAGAGCCUGUUAUCUGCUACAGCCUCUACAACAACUGCUUGCAGUGUGCCAGCAAUUACACGCUGAGCCGUCAGGUUGUCUCCAUGCUGCCCAUGUGCCAUAAAAAUGUGUUUAACUAUCUGGUGGCGUUUUUACGGGAACUACUGAAAAAUUCAGGGAAAAACCACUUGGAUGUGAAUAUUCUCGCUAGUAUAUUUGGUGGCUUGUUGCUGCGACCUCCUCCCCAACAUCCUACACCUGAUGUAACUGAGAAGAGGAAGGCUCAGCAAUUCAUCGAGCAGUUCCUCUUGAGAGAAGGCAACUCUCCAUGAAUUCUAGAUGCAGCUAAUCUGUUUUUUAGAUAAAGCUAUUAAGUUACUGUAAAAAUAUUUUUGUACCGAGCGUAGCACCUUCAGAAUGUUACAGUAUUUUAUUCAGAGUACAAUCUAUUGAUAUUAAAUACAGAUCAGACAUGUAGAACCAGUUUUCACUGUAUUAAGUUGUAAAAAAUAUUGAAUUUCUAAAUAAGUUUGAUAAGACACAGAGCACUGACAUUUUAUACUGUAUUUUAAUUAUUUAACUUGUAAUAAAACCUCAAUUUUAAA